Messenger RNA from Tremella mesenterica DSM 1558, 840 nucleotides. RefSeq lists its product as uncharacterized. Gene Ontology annotation, molecular function: NADH dehydrogenase (ubiquinone) activity. Bases 1 to 840 code for a protein of 279 amino acids. NCBI's taxonomy places the organism in Eukaryota, Fungi, Basidiomycota, Tremellomycetes, Tremellales, Tremellaceae. The record is from RefSeq and is a predicted model, not a curated record. The transcript has 8 exons.
AUGACCUUGAGAGCGGUAUUGGUAUCCCUGCGUACUCCCCUCAGAUCGGCCAGACAUCAUCCUCUCUCACAAUUGCUCUCCACUCGAACCCUCCGAUCUUCAGCCACAUCCAGAGCCCCUGAGCCUUCCACAGCUCCUUUCCCCGAACCCACUGGUAUCAACCCAGCAGAAAAGACUGCAUCUCUAUCUUCUCCUCUUCAUCGCUAUGGUCAAUACCUCCUCACAUGUCUUCCCAAAUACAUACAGCAGUUCUCCGUCUGGAAAGACGAGCUCACAAUUUACAUCCCACCAUCGGGUGUCAUCCCCGUGCUCACUUUUCUGAGGGAUCAUCAGCAAUGUCAGUAUAAGCAGGUCAUGGACAUCACCGCUGUCGACUAUCCCACCAGAUCUAUGCGAUUUGAAGUGGUAUACAAUCUCCUCUCCAUCGAACAUCAAUCCAGGAUUCGAGUUAAAACCUAUGCCGACGAAGUCACCCCUGUACCAUCCGCUGUGGGUAUCUACAGCGGUGCCAACUGGUACGAACGAGAGGUCUGGGACAUGUAUGGAGUCUUCUUCAGUGGUCAUCCAGAUCUCCGACGUAUCCUCACAGAUUAUGGUUUCGAGGGACAUCCUCUACGGAAAGACUUUCCAUUGACUGGAUACUCUGAAGUACGCUACGAUGAGGAGAAAAAGAGAGUUAUAUACGAACCUUUGCAGCUCACACAGGCGUUCAGAAACUUCGCCGACGCCGCCUCUCCUUGGGAGCAAGUCGGCUCAGGCGACCCCAAUGUUCGCCCAGAGAAUUUCAAAAUCCCACCUCCACCCCCACCCAAGGAAGAGAGCAAGGAGCAGAAGAAAUAG